Messenger RNA from Elgaria multicarinata webbii, 1262 nucleotides. It is a transcript of the gene TAF12, whose product is annotated as TATA-box binding protein associated factor 12. Lineage: Eukaryota; Metazoa; Chordata; Lepidosauria; Squamata; Anguidae. Gene Ontology annotation, molecular function: DNA binding; protein heterodimerization activity; TBP-class protein binding. Gene Ontology annotation, biological process: DNA-templated transcription initiation; RNA polymerase II preinitiation complex assembly. Gene Ontology annotation, cellular component: transcription factor TFIID complex; SAGA complex; SLIK (SAGA-like) complex. The transcript has 7 exons. The coding region runs from base 191 to 829 and encodes 212 amino acids. The record is from RefSeq and is a predicted model, not a curated record.
CGUUGGCGGCUGGCGCGUGGGCCGGCGCGUGUAUUUCCUGGCCUUACUGUGGCUCCAGGGGGUCGUGACCCCGGAAGUGCUGUGUCGCGGAGACCCAGUGAGGGGAAAGGCGGCAGUCAGGCGGAGGCAGCGCAGAGGACAUGGCGAGAUAAGCGGCCGGGGCGCCGGUGAGUCCGAACAUUUUUGGAAAAUGGCCUCUGCAUUCAAUGGUCCCACAGCAGUUUCUGAUGUAAUUAAAGAUCUAGACACUCAGAUAGCUCUGAUUGGUCUGGGCCCACAUAAUCCAAAAAAGAAGCAAGAUCUGGACAAGCUCUAUGACCUGAAGGUUAAAGCUCAGCAGAUUAUGAACCAGUUUGGCCCGUCUACCUUGAUCAAUCUAUCCAACUUCUCCUCAAUCAAACCAGAACCGGCCAGUACUCCUCCUCAUAGUUCCAUGGCAAACAACACCGCUGUGGCAAAGAUGCCAGGGACCCCUAGCAGUGGAGGGCGUCUCAGUCCUGAAAGCAACCAGAUCUUAACCAAGAAGAAAUUGCAGGAUCUUGUCAGAGAGGUAGAUCCAAACGAGCAACUGGAUGAAGAUGUGGAGGAGAUGCUGUUGCAAAUUGCUGACGACUUCAUUGAAAGUGUGGUGACAGCUGCCUGCCAGCUUGCACGGCAUCGCAAGUCCAACACUUUGGAAGUGAAAGAUGUUCAGUUGCAUCUUGAGCGUCAAUGGAAUAUGUGGAUCCCAGGUUUUGGUUCUGAAGAAAUCAGGCCUUAUAAAAAAGCCUGCACCACAGAAGCUCACAAACAGAGGAUGGCACUGAUACGCAAAACAACCAAGAAAUAAUGCCUGGGAAUGGCAGGGAAAUAAAAAUGGCUCUUCUGGGGGAGGGGGGAAUCUGCCUCUUAAGCUGCGAAGUAUCCAUGAUGUCAUCUGUGGGAUUGCUUUUUAAUGCUUUCCAGAGAAGCACAUAUUUUAACCGUGCAGCAAUAUCUGACUUUCAGAGGAGAUUUGCCAAAAGCCGUUAGCCCUGCCCCCCCCCCCCAUCUAUUUCCCCAAAAGAACACAAUGCAUCUCGAAACAUAGACUUUAUUUUCUGCCUUCAAAGUGAUUUAUGGUGUAAGUGAUUGUCCAAGGGACAGAAUAUUUUGGUAUUUUGGGGAACAGUAUUAGAAACGGCUGUAGAUGUUUUUCAUUUCCAUUUUACUCUUUGUAAUGUUGCUGUUUAUAGAUAUUUGGAUUUGUUUUACGAGUAAAGAAAUUAUGACUUAAAAAUUGA